AUGAAGAAUAUCUCAAAUUAAAUUCAAGAUGAGUCUCAAAUCAAUUAACUUAGAGUCAGUACUCGUCGAAAACAUCCUUCUCCUUAAAUUUAGAUAUAUGAUAAAUUGAAGAGUUCGAUAAAACUAGACAGUUAGAAUAGUUAUUCUAUAAAAUAAAAGACACCAAUAACAUAUGAUAAGAAAAUCUUUGACUAUAAGAAUUAAAAGGAUUUAGAAUUAAUAGUUUCUUUGGUAAUUUAACCAUGUUUACAUAUGGAUAAUUGCAUUCAUGAGGAAUUAUAUGAAAAAAAUUAAUAAGGAAAGACAUUUAGAUAGGUUUGUGAAUUCAGGAUAGAUUGGACUAAAAAAAUAAGGAAAGCUGAGAGUUAUUUUGAAAAAUCAAUUCAGCGUAAAAAAGUGUAACAAAUACAAUGUUAAAAUAAUGAUUAAUUUAAAAUUAUUAUUCUUGAAGCUAUUAAUAAUAAAGAGACAGCUUUAAAAAUGAUGAUAGAAAAGGCUAGAAAGGAACCAUAAUUUAUUGAAUAUGCAAAGAGAUUUGCAAUUUAACAAAGAUAAAGAAUGGAUUAUAACGAAUCUUUGUUGAGUUAAUUUGAAGAUGUAUAAAAUCGUAAGAAAUAUAUUCAUCCUCCUUCAUUUUGGUCAAUUCUUGAUUGCUCGUGUAAUGCAACUGUAUUAUGA
Messenger RNA from Paramecium sonneborni, 678 nucleotides. NCBI's taxonomy places the organism in Eukaryota, Ciliophora, Oligohymenophorea, Peniculida, Parameciidae. The record is from the annotation of a GenBank genome assembly.